Molecule: messenger RNA, 423 nt
Organism: Vitis riparia (riverbank grape)
Lineage: Eukaryota; Viridiplantae; Streptophyta; Magnoliopsida; Vitales; Vitaceae
Exons: 1
Coding region: 1-423 (140 amino acids)
Source: RefSeq, a predicted model, not a curated record
AUGGAUUCAACAUCUUCCAUAUCUGCUAAUGUUAAUAACAUUCCUGUGCUUAAUGGCACAAACUUCAAGAAAUGGAAGGAACACGUUAUAAUUGUGAUUGGGUGCAUGGAUUUGGACUAUGCAUUAAGAGAUGAUCGCCCUGUAGACCUUACUAGUGCCAGCACUGCUGAGCAAAAGGCUACUAUGGAAAAAUGGGAGCAAUACAAUCGCAUGAGUCUAAUGAUAAUGAAGCACUCAAUUCCAGAAGCUAUAAAGGGUGCAAUACCUGAGGAGACCCGAGCCAAGACAUUCUUGGACCAGAUAGCAAACCAAUUCACUGCAAACGAAAAGGUUGAGACAAGCACUAUUCUUAGUAAGCUUGUCUCCAUGCGGUACAAAGGGAAAGAGAAUAAAAGCAAACGUGAUGAAAAACAAGAGGAAUAA